Hibiscus syriacus is the source of this 696-nucleotide messenger RNA. RefSeq lists its product as uncharacterized. Bases 35 to 610 code for a protein of 191 amino acids. The record is from RefSeq and is a predicted model, not a curated record. The transcript has a single exon. NCBI's taxonomy places the organism in Eukaryota, Viridiplantae, Streptophyta, Magnoliopsida, Malvales, Malvaceae.
AAAAAAACAUAGGAGAGCUAAAAAUUCACCAAAAAUGGCAGGGACAAAGAACUCUCCACGGCCAACCCAUCAGCCAAAUCCGUAUUUAGAGUCUGCCGGUCAUGUACUUGACCCAAUUUCUCUCAUUCUCUCUCUGAAUUCAACCCCCACUAACCCAAUUCCUUUACGGCUUACAACAGACACCUAUAUAUUGGAAAGAGGUCCCGGGUACAGGGCAUAUGCAGAGUUGAGAGAAACAAGGCUGAGAAUGAAACAUGGGAAGCAACGAGAAAGUGAAGAAAUCGAAUUUCAACAAACCCAGAAAAAGGAACUAGUGAAAUCCAGUUCCAGUUUGGGGAUUCCUAGGACAUGUUCCUCUGUUUUGGGUCCACCAGUGCCUGAAUUUUCAGCAACUUCGAGGAAAGAGAACCGGAAGCAGCCGGGAAAGAAAUGGUCAAAGGGGAAUGAUGUUUCGUUGUGGAAUUGGAAGGGGACCAAGUCAGGGGAGAAGAAGGGAAGGUUGAUGAUGAUAACAAGGAAGAGUAUUGAAGAAUUGAAACGGGAUUCAUCAUCUGCUGCUAAUGCUAUUAAUGGUGAAAACAGGGGAGGUAAGAAUACUGGUAACAGGUAGACUAGAGAGCAUUGAAAACAAGCAAGACGUUGAAUUUCAAAGUUGCUUUCGUCUUCAUUUGGUUUCUUGAUCGGAUUUGUUUUAGA